UGGUGAGAGCUGAGACGCAAGUUGAGAAAGCAGAAACGAGAGAUGAGCUCCAUCAUGGCAGCCUCUCAAGCUCUGCUCUGCAACAAUCGUUCCUUCCUUCGGAAGAAACCCGUUAUUCAUCGCUCGAGAAAUCAGAUAACCCAUCUCUCUCCUUCAUUCGUCAAGACAUUGCCUUCAAAAUCCUUCGAGACCACGAAAUCGAAAUUGGAGUUUCCGUUUGGAUUCAGCGAUAAGCUCACAUGCCGCGCCUCUCCACAGAAACCUAGCGCCUCCAUGGAAGAGUUGGAUGAUGAUUUACGGAGAGCGACUCAAGCGUUGCUUUGGGUCGCAGAAGGAGUCUACAUUUUCUGGCUUUUUCUUCUCCCUUAUGCCCCUGGAGAUCCUGUGUGGGCAAUCAGUGCGGAGACAGUGAAUUCGCUUGUGGGUCUUUCUCUCAAUUUCUUCUUUAUAUUGCCUCUCAUGAAUGCUGUCGGCAUUUAUGUGCUUGAAGCCCCAGUUCUACACCCGAUGUCUGAAGGACUUUUCAACUUUGUCAUUGGGUGGACAUUCAUGUUUGCUCCUUUGCUGUUCACGGAUCGCCGGAGGGACAGAUACAAGGGCUCUCUAGACGUUUUGUGGGGCCUGCAGAUGUUCCUCACAAACACAUUUUUGAUACCUUACAUGGCAAUCCGACUAAAUAAGACUGACUCAAACUACACUCAGAGAAAGCGCUCGCAGCUGGAGUCUGUGAUGACCAAAGGCGCGUCGGUUGUCGGACUUAGUGGUGGAGUUGUGUGUCUAAUAUCUGUUCUAUGGGCACUCUUCGGCCGAAUGGAUGGCAAUUUUGGUGGAAUUGUAGAGAGAUUUGAGGUUUUGAUCAGUUAUCUCGGAUCAGAGAGGCUUGCAUAUGCAUUCAUUUGGGAUAUUGGUUUUUACAUUGUUUUCCAGCCUUGGUUAAUAGGUGACAACCUUCAAAACGUUGAGCAAAGGAAGGUCGGUAUGGUAAAAUUCCUUGGAUUUUUCCCUGUGGUUGGCUUAAUUGCUUACCUUGUCUGUUUGACUCAUGAUGAACUGUAGCUACGGAUGUGUGUGUGUGUGUGUCGAAGGACUAUUUUGAGCCUCUUUCAUUCAUUAUAAUAUGCUUGUAUGAUCCAAACAAAUUUUUUGAGACACAUGAUCUACAUGUCCCUAUGACCAAAAGA
Molecule: messenger RNA, 1181 nt
Organism: Morus notabilis
Lineage: Eukaryota; Viridiplantae; Streptophyta; Magnoliopsida; Rosales; Moraceae
Exons: 5
Coding region: 43-1056 (337 amino acids)
Source: RefSeq, a predicted model, not a curated record